CUGUUUGAUAACUGGUUCUUGAUUCCAAAUUCCCUGCCUUCCAACUAAGUCCUCAAUUCGUUAAUACUGAGCUGGAUCUUCCCAGCAGCAGCCAGUAGUCCUAGCCGCCCCCAUUUUAUGCAAUGCUUUCGUCUGUCAAGUGUUUUUGAUCCUUUAAUCUCAACGUGCGUGCAUCAAUACAUCAUCCAAGAUGUCACAGGCACAAACAAAAUACAAAUUGUCACUAAUGUUCAACAGUCUACUCUAAGUGUCAUAAAUAUUGCGCCGGACCUUCACAGCAGCAGCCAGUAGCCCAGCAGUCGUCUCACCCGCCCCGUUCCAGUCAACGCUCACAACGCUGUCGCGCAACCACAGCCACAAACAUGGCGUGGCUCCUUUCUCGCGUCGCCACCGCCGCUCUCCUCCUCGUCCUCGUCCUGACGGUGACCACGAGCACUAGCCCGGCGGCGGCUCAGAGGUUCCCGGCGAGGGCGCGCCCAACGAAGUCGGGCUACCUCAACGUCACCUCCACCAACUCCCUCUACUUCGCCUUCUACGAGGCCACUGACCCGGUCACCGCACCUCCGACCGCCGCACCGCUGCUCGUAUGGUUACAAGGCGGGCCCGGGUGCUCCUCGCUCAUCGGCAACUUCGCCGAGCUCGGCCCCUACCUCCUCCUCAACUCCACAGGGCUCUCGCGCAACCGGAACCGUUGGAAUCGCCGCUUCGGCGUCAUCUUCAUCGACAACCCGCUCGGCUCCGGCUUCAGCGCGCCGGCGUCCGAGGCAGACAUCCCCAGGGACGAGCCCACCAUCGCCGCGCACCUCCUCGCGGCUCUCCAGUCGUUCAUGGCGCUCGACCAGAGCUUCCGCGCGCGCCCGCUGUUCCUCGCCGGCGAGAGCUACGCCGGCAAGUACAUCCCCGCGGCCGCCAAGCACAUCCUCGACGCGAACGACAAGCUCCCCGCGGGCCGGAGAGUGAACCUGCAGGGCAUCGCCAUCGGCAACGGCAUGACGCACCCCGUCGCGCAGGUUACCGUGCACGCCGACCAGGCCUACUUCGCCGGGCUGAUCAACGCCAAGCAGAAGACCUCCGUCGAGGCGAUGCAGAACAGGACGGCGAGCCUCGUGAGGGCCGGCAAUUGGACGGGCGCCAGGAGGGAGAGGAACAGGAUCAUAAGCUUCCUCCGGAACGUCACCGGCGUGGCGACGCCCUUCAACUACGCGCGCGAGCGGCCGUACCCGACGCGCCCGCUCCUGAACCUCCUAAACACCGACGAGGCCAAGGCGGCGCUCGGCGCCCGGCGCGACGUAGUGUGGGUGCGGUGCAGCAAGGCCGUGUCCGAGGCGCUUGCCGAGGACAUCAUGAGGAGCGUCAAGGGCGACGUCGAGGCCGUCCUGGCGCGGGACGGCGGCGCCACGCGGGUGCUGCUGUUCCAGGGCGUGUUCGACCUGCACAGCGCGCCGGCGUCCGUGGAGGCGUGGGUGCGGGAGCUGGAGUGGCCGGGGCUGCCUGCGUUCCUGGACGCGGACCGCGCCGUGUGGCGGCUCGAGAGCGGCCGGCUCGCCGGUUACGUGCAGAGGUCGGGCACCCUAGCGAACGUGGUCAUCGUCGGGGCGGGGCACAUGGCGGCCGGCGACAACCGGCCGGCCGCGCAGGCGAUGAUCGAGGGCUGGGUGCUGCAGACGGGGCCGUUCGCCGGAGCGGGCGCGCAGUCGUCAACGUCCUGAACAAUCCGCCGUAGAGCCAGUCCGACUUUGACUCGGUAGUUUAAUGGUGUUUGGUGCUAUGCUGCUGUUCGAUCUUGUGAGCUUGGAUGCAGCUUCUUUUGUUGUGUUCUGCUAACGUGUUCCCAGUCCCAGUAACACCAUAUAUAUUCAAUAUACUGUUGCUGUACUGGUAUUACUUUGUCUACUAGGUAAGGAGUUACUGCGUAGCUACUGUACAUUCUCACAUUUGUUUAAUAAAUAAGGUAAAUAAGAUCGCAAACCUUACAAGA
Setaria italica (foxtail millet) is the source of this 1978-nucleotide messenger RNA. Its product is annotated as serine carboxypeptidase-like 50. Bases 363 to 1709 code for a protein of 448 amino acids. The transcript has a single exon. Gene Ontology annotation, biological process: proteolysis. NCBI's taxonomy places the organism in Eukaryota, Viridiplantae, Streptophyta, Magnoliopsida, Poales, Poaceae. Gene Ontology annotation, molecular function: serine-type carboxypeptidase activity. The record is from RefSeq and is a predicted model, not a curated record.